AUGGCGGCAAAAGUCAAGAAGGAGAAGAUGAGAGCGAAGAAGAUCCAGGUCUUCGUCGUCGUGCCGAGGCAGCACUACAAACCGGUCACCCUAGUCGCCCUAGAAGUCUCAACCGACGACACCGUGGCGAGUGUCAAGGGCAGGCUCCACGACAUGGAGGGCAUCACGCCGAAACGGCAGCACCUCGUGUAUGGCGACUCGGCCCUGCCGGAUGGCGACGUAACAACCCUGGCCGACCACGGCGUCGGGGACUCGUCGACAAUGCAGCUAGUGGAGACGAAGAUGCAAGUAUUCGUGCGCGCGCACCGCACCCUCGUAUUCAACGGCCUCGAGAGCAGCGACACAGUGGAGAGCUUCCGCGCCAAGUUCGAGGAGCGGGAGGGAUGCCCGCCGGAGCAGCAGUGGCUCAGCUAUUGCAGCAUGCCGCUGAAGGACGGCCACAUGCUGGCCGACUUCGGUGUCCGGGACUCCUCGACGCUAGAAUUCCUCCUACGAUGGGCUGUGGCCUUGCGCGCCCAAGGUAUUGUUAGAAGUGUAAAUGCAUCUCCAACACGGGGUGCUUGA
Molecule: messenger RNA, 564 nt
Organism: Aegilops tauschii subsp. strangulata
Lineage: Eukaryota; Viridiplantae; Streptophyta; Magnoliopsida; Poales; Poaceae
Product: polyubiquitin-like
Molecular function (GO): protein binding
Source: RefSeq, a predicted model, not a curated record